AUGGUGAGUUGAUGCUCUUUUUUUGCAAGAGGGAUUUGGGGAUUUGAUUGACACGAGGACGGCUUUUGUGCAUGGGAAUUGAUUUUGCUUCUUCUUUCCAGAGGUUCCGGUUCUGUGGCGACUUGGACUGCCCAGACUGGGUCUUGGCAGAGAUCAGCACUUUGGCCAAAAUAUCCUCAGUGAAACUUAAGCUGAUCUGCGCCCAGGUUCUAAAGGAUCUACUUGGGGAGGGAAUUGAUUACGAGAAGAUUCUGAAGCUGACAUCAGAUGCGAAGUUUGAGUCUGGGGACAUCAAGGCCACCAUCGCGGUCCUCAACUUCAUCCUCUCCAGUGCUGCCAAGCACAAUGUCGACAGUGAGUCUUUAUCCAGCGAGCUGCAGCAACUGGGGCUGCCAAAAGAACAUGCCACGGGACUGUGCCGGUCCUACGAGGAGAAGCAGAGUCCCUUACAGGAGAGUCUUAGAGGAUGCAGCCUGCGAUUGAACCGCUUGGAUUCUGUGUCCUGGCGAGUGGAUUAUACUCUUAGCUCCAGCGAGCUCCAACAGGUUAACGAACCAAUUGUUCAUCUCAAGCUUAACGUGCGGGAUGCUGACAAAGGAGUCUUGGAACCGGUGGUGACGACGCUAUCGGCAGAGAAGUUCCGCGUCUUACUUGCAGAGCUGAAGCAGGCCCAGGCCCUUAUGAAAACACUCGACUGAGGAGUAUCACAGACAGAGCAAGCGGAGCCGGAAUGAACUGAUCUUUUGUCGGCUCGAGAAGCAUUAAGUGAACCAUCGCUCCGCGAGGGAAGCUCCACGCACCCCGGUGCUUCCCCCCUGCUGGCGUGGAAGGCGUUGCUACAAUCCGUUCCACCUCCUGGGAUUUUUGGGCCAAAAACCGAGGCAGGUCCUGCAGCACAUGGUAACAGUGGCCCCUGCCUGCUGAUCACGUAUUUCAGUUUAAAAAUACCUUCCGGCUGUUUUCAGCUCCCGCUGAAGCCUGGACGUUGUGGAAUCUGACAAACUUGCUCUCUUCCCCACCAUUCUUCUAGAUUUUUCAUUACUGGCAAAGCAAAUCAAGGAUACUGCCCCCUCCUUGGCUAGUGAGAGGUCCCUGCUGGAAAAAAAAGCUCCUUGCUAAUCCUACUGCUCCAAAUAAAGGCCAGUAAUUCCCCAGCAAAGAGGAACGAGACAAAGCCGUGCCACACCGUCCUUGUUAUGGGCCUGUCUCAGGUCUGCUGAGACUCUGGGCUCAGGUGUGUGAUCCUCAAAAAAAAAAGCCAUCUGCAGGCUCUUUGAAGCUUUACUUGGUCAGUUCACCUGUAUAGGAGACCCCCAAGGGUUUCAGAGCUCUUGUGACUUCAUAGCAGCAGGAGAUCUCGAUGGGAUUCCACCCUGUCCUUGACAUACCCUUCUCUGAGGAGGCCUUGUUGAUCUUCCAAAGGACUUCUACCGGCUGCCAUUUCUUGGGUCCAUCUUCCCACAAACGGGGGACGACGUUUCUCCCCGCCGAGCACGAUGACAACUUUAUUUACAGGCACUGAAAGGGAGACGCCUGCCCUCUUCCCAAACGUGUGCUUUUUCGGCCUGCGAUCCUCUGAACGAUAAAUCUGGGAAGCUUCGCCUCUCUCAAGCAUCUGCAGUUCACUGCUGACGCGUGAAGUUGUUCCUUUGUAAAAACAAAAUUGUACUUUGGGAGGGAUGGGAGAAAAUAAAAUCUUGGUGCAUUGAGAA
Molecule: messenger RNA, 1712 nt
Organism: Heteronotia binoei (common prickly gecko)
Lineage: Eukaryota; Metazoa; Chordata; Lepidosauria; Squamata; Gekkonidae
Gene: COMMD4
Product: COMM domain containing 4
Exons: 7
Coding region: 72-698 (208 amino acids)
Source: RefSeq, a predicted model, not a curated record